AUGCCAGAUGACAUCGGAGAGAACCCGGCUGGACGGAAAAGAGCAUUCAAAGCUUGCCAAAGAUGCAAUACCCGAAAGGUGAAAUGCGAUGCAGCCCGGACAGGCCUGCCGUGCACCAGAUGCCGGGUCGAUGGUGCUGUAGGAUGCACCUUCAUCACCUCUCGCCGGGGCACCUACAAUCGCUGGCGAUCGAAAUCGAAUGCACCGACCCAAGAUGCAUCCCUUGGUGGUUCAGCUAGCAUUCUUCCCUCACGGGAGUCGUCCUCGGCACAAGAAGGACCAGAUAGUGCGGUGCCACUGGAAGCAGAUGCUCCCUGUCCCAGCUCCGCCAACCCAUCACCCGCUCACGAUUCAGACAAGAAUCGAUCAGAGAUUAUCGGGGAGUCGGAACACACCAGAAGCAACUCCCUAGCCGUGAUGUUUGAAAAUUUCCUCAAGCAACAAGGUCGAGAUGCGGAGGGCCUGGUAGGCAAACAUGGGUUUGUCCUAUUAGGAGACUCCUCACCUCUGACAUUUGCUCUAAAAGAGGUUCUGCCUGAAAAGCGAGUCGGAAUUCAUACGGAGCGAGAGACCCCGGGUGGUGGCGAGGUACCCAUAUCACGCCAACGGUCCGCCCAUCCAUCACACCUAUCCGCGGCGGAUAUUACUUAUUUGCAAGCCAAAGGAGUCUUCAAUGCACCCAAUUCCGAAUGCCUACGUGCUCUGAUUGAUGCCUUCAUCGGAAGUUUCUAUCCCUUAUAUUCCAUUGUGAACAAGGCCGAAUUUCUCGAGCAUCAUCAAUCAGGAACCACCCCUUGGAUCUUGCUACAUGCAGCAUGUCUCAUUGGGGCGGCUUACUGUGACAUCGGCGUUAUCAAGAGUGCGGGAUUCAAAACCCGCCAAAGCGCACGCCGAUUCUUCUACGACAAGGCCAAGGUUCUUUAUGAUGUGGGUUACGAAACCAACAGUGUGGUAUUAUUGCAGGCCAUUAUUAUCUUGACGUUCUGGGGCCCUGACAUGAAGAGCUACUGGAACCCCUGCUCAUGGGUGGGUGUCGCUGUGACGAUCGCCGAAUCUUUGGGAAUCCAUCGCUCGACGGCCUUUUCGUCAUCUCAUCAAGACAAAGGUCUUCUGAGGAGGAUGUGGUGGGCAAUUGCAGUUCGAGACACGUACUGCGGGACUCUUCUAGGACGGCCUUUCCGAGUUAACAUGGGCCAUUGCGACACCGCGAUGCUGACACUGGACGAUUUCGGCCCGGAACAGGGACAGACCGAUCCCGCAGAUGAAAGUCGGCUUUCCAUGCUGUAUCAAAUCCAGCUUGCCAAACUGUCACUGAUCCUGCGCCACAUCAUUAACACACGCUUCAACCCAGGAUUUUCGUCCACUCCACAGAGUCUACAUGAGAUGCUUGCUCACUGGCGGAGUGAGCUGCCGCCUGCCAUCAACUGGGCUGAUUCAGGACCCUCACCGUCAAUGUUUGCCGAAAGCCUGAAGAUCUUAUUCCAUCACCACAUGAUCUUUAUUUACCUUGCUCGUCGAGACACGUUGUCCGACGAGCCGCCGCCGCAACUGGAUUCCGAGUCCGCGACGUAUGAGAUAGCGGAAUCGGCCGCCCAAACAAUCGCCUCGACGGCAUUGACUCUAAUGACCAAAUCAAUGAUCCAUUCGAUGCCGCAGGAAGUGUUCCCGGCCUUCUUUGUCGCAGGAAUAGUCUUCUCCCGGCUCAUUCGCAGAUCAUCACCUCUGAUCGCACAACUAGGUCAAGCAGCCCUCGACAACUGUCAAAUAGUUCUGAACGAAGUUCGGGAUUGUUGGGAUCCUGCCUUCUGGGGCUUGCGUAUCUUUGAAUUUCUCCAAGCCGCCAUCAAGAAAGCUGGCACGUCCGGCAAUGCUUCCGACGCCGUCAAGGGACCGACAAGCCAGUCGUCGCUGGCAGGGGCAAUGGAAAAUCGCAGGACGGAGAACAUAAUCUCAAGUCCAGAAUACUAUGCGCUGCAAAAUACAUUCGAGAUGGGACCUGCUAUCCACAAUUUCCAGAAUGCUGCUCAGCAGAGACAGCUUGACAUGAGCUUGCAAACCCAACUCUAUGACCGCUUUUUAGACCCGGACAAUUACUUUAUGAUGCCAACAUCUCUCGGAGUAUCAGAAUACGCUUUCGACAUGUCCCAAUGGUGA
This is a messenger RNA of Capronia epimyces CBS 606.96, 2154 nucleotides long. RefSeq lists its product as uncharacterized. Gene Ontology annotation, biological process: regulation of DNA-templated transcription; DNA-templated transcription. Gene Ontology annotation, molecular function: DNA binding; zinc ion binding; DNA-binding transcription factor activity, RNA polymerase II-specific. The coding region runs from base 1 to 2154 and encodes 717 amino acids. Lineage: Eukaryota; Fungi; Ascomycota; Eurotiomycetes; Chaetothyriales; Herpotrichiellaceae. The record is from RefSeq and is a predicted model, not a curated record. The transcript has a single exon.